AUGGCGGGCUCUUCCGCCGCCGUUCGCGCGGCUCGGCCGCUAAUUCCGUCCCCUGCAAGGUUGUCAACAUCUUUAUUAUCACCCGCCGCGCUCGUGGCACCGUUUGUAGUGCCAUCUUCCCCUGUAGCUCUCUCGCCACCCUCAAUAUUAUCUCCUGGUGCACAGCGGCGCAGUGAUUAUAGAGAGGAUCUUUCCGCACUGCGAAGCUCGCUAUUCCUCGUUGCCACGUCAGCUCGCUCAUCCGCCGACUCGUCCCGUGCUUCCCGGGUUUUUACUACCAGUGCCACUUGUCCUGCACCUUCAGUUACCACAUCACCUAGCUCUUUCGCCGCAUCUGGUUCCGCCGAUACUUUCCCUGCCACGUUACAGCGGAGGAGGUGUUACUCCGUGGAGGCAUCUUCGGUGGUGCGUCCACGUGGCGGUGCCCAAUUGGUGCAGGUGGAUCAUCUCACAGGGGACGACGAGG
This is a messenger RNA of Closterium sp. Naga37s-1, 466 nucleotides long. Lineage: Eukaryota; Viridiplantae; Streptophyta; Zygnematophyceae; Desmidiales; Closteriaceae. The record is from the annotation of a GenBank genome assembly.